AUGGGAACUGAUAAACGAGCAGCAGGAGUGUAUCACAGAGAAGGACGGUCUGGGAAAUACCAGCUGACUUACGAUGAGGCAAAAUCGGUGUGUGAAUAUGAAGGAGGACGGUUAGCAACACUCAAGCAAUUGGAGGCUGCAAGAAAAAUAGGCUUCCAUAUGUGUGCUGCUGGCUGGUUAUCUAAGGGAAGAGUCGGAUAUCCUAUUGUCAAACCAGGAAGCAACUGUGGCUUUGGGAAAACCGGGAUCGUAGAUUAUGGGUUUCGGCUCAACAAAAGUGAGAAGUGGGACGCCUAUUGCUAUAAUCCUAAUGGAAAAGAUUGUGGUGGAAUCUUCACAGCUUCAAAACAUGUUUUUAAAACUCCCGGGUACCCAAAGGAAUAUGAAGAUGACCAAGUCUGUUAUUGGCACGUAAGAGUGAAGUAUGGCCAACGAAUCAAAAUCCAGUUUCUUGACUUUGACCUUGAGGAUGAUACCGCCUGCAUGGCUGAUUACUUGGAAAUAUACGACAGCUAUGAUGAUAUAAAUGGAUUUGUGGGCAGAUAUUGUGGUGAUGAACUACCAGAUAGCAUCGUUAGCACAGGAAAUGUUAUGACACUGAAAUUUUUGUCAGAUGCUUCAGUGACAGCAGGAGGCUUUCAGAUUGAAUACACUGCUAUCAACUCAACUAAAAAGAUGAUAAACCCCAAAGCUACUACAAAGUAUUUUCCAGGAAAAUUUGGCAUUGUGUAAAAUAAUUUUUCAACGAAGAAAGAUAAAAACCUGUAAAUGCUACACCUUGUGGAAGUUGCCAACUUUCUCCCAGAAGAACCCAUUUCCACGACUUCUGCCCUCUCCUUCCAUUCCUUUUAUUAGCCAUUAAUCCAGGUACCUUCUGCUGAACUGAGCUGAGCCCUCCCUCCUUUUCUGUUCCUGCUGAAUCUGCUUUUUAAUAUUUUGAGUCAAGGGUCUGGGGGAGUGAUACUCGACUGUGGUAGUAUCCUCCUUUCUGCUUCGGAGCUCCUGUGUAGUAUCUUUUUUUCUUCUCGUUUUUUUGUACUUUUUUC
Molecule: messenger RNA, 1046 nt
Organism: Notechis scutatus (mainland tiger snake)
Lineage: Eukaryota; Metazoa; Chordata; Lepidosauria; Squamata; Elapidae
Source: RefSeq, a predicted model, not a curated record